ACGGAAAAAGUGGAAAACGAAAACAAGAUGGCAGCGAUGUCAGAUCAUGGUCUUAAGAGAAUAGUUUGGAAAAGAAUAAAAGAUACAAUUAUCACAGAUUGCAGAAAAUCAGAAGUGUGGAAGAUAUUGAUUCUGGACUCCUUCACCACUAAACUCCUCUCAUCAUGCUGCAAAAUGUCCGAUCUGAUGGCAGAGAAAAUAACAAUUGUGGAGGACCUGUUCAAAAACAGGGAGCCUGUUGCUGAAAUGAAGGCCAUCUACUUCAUGACACCUACCGCUAAGAGUGUUGAUGCCUUUAUAGCAGACUUCAAGCGCAAACCCAAAUACAAAGGAGCCUACGUUUAUUUUACUGACUACUGUCCCGAUGACCUUUUUAACAACAUGAAGCUUUACUGUGCCAAGUACAUACGUGUCUGCAAGGAAAUAAACAUCUCUUUCAUGCCAGUGGAGGCACAGGUGUUUACAUGUGAUGAUCCUGGGGCUUUCCGAAACAUCUACAGUCCUCACAGUCAAGUCAAAAGAAAGACACUGGAGACUCUUGCAGACCAGAUCGUGACGCUUUGUGCCACGUUGGACGAGUACCCAGGGGUCAGAUACAAGAAAGACAUGGAAAAUGCUAUAACUCUUGCAGAGCUGGUUGACACCAGGCUGGCCAGACACUAUGAGUUGGAUGACAAUGGGAAGAAGAAGGAAAAGACUCAGGCCCAGCUGCUGAUAGUGGAAAGAGGCUUUGACCCAGUAAGCCCCAUCCUCCAUGAACUCACCUACCAGGCCAUGGCCUACGACCUCCUUGAUAUUCAGAAUGACACAUACAUGUACAAAUCCAAAGAUGGCUCAGAGAAGCAGGCUCUGUUGAAUGAGGAUGACAUGCUUUGGGUGAAGCUCAGACACAAGCAUAUUGCUGAAGUCUCAGAGGAAAUCCCCAAGAUGGUAAAGGAAAUAUCUGCCAACAAGAAACAGCCAGAUGGGAAGAUAACAAUAAGCAAUUUGGCCCAAAUGAUGAAGAAGAUGCCUUCAUUCCGUAAACAGCUUACUGAGAAAACUAUACAUCUACAGUUGGCUGAAGACUGCAUGAAACCUUUCUCAAGUAACGUGGAAAAGCUUUGCAAAGCUGAGCAGGACCUUGCAGUAGGUUCUGAUACAGAUGGGGUGAAGGUGAAAGAUCCCAUGAGGACUCUGCUGCCUGUGCUGCUUUACCCGUACAGCAAAUACGACAAAAUUCGAGCUGUGCUGCUCUACAUCUUCAGUCUUAAUGGAACAACAGAUGAAAACUUGAAUAAACUUAUCCAGCAUGUUCAGAUUGAGGAUGAACGAGAGUUUAUCCUGAACUGGAAAGAACUGGGAGUCCCUAUCAUCACAUCUCCUAGUCUCUUCUCUCGCAAACAAACCCGACGGGAUCGUCCCCAGGAGGGGAGGUACAGCCUUUCAAGAUGGACUCCGGUCAUAAAGGAUGUGAUGGAGGAUGCUGUGGAAAACAAACUGGACGCCAGGGAAUGGCCACACCAGUCUGAGUGUCCUACUGCCUGGAAUGGCUCUGGAGCUGUCAGCGCUCGCCAGAAGCACAAACCUAACGCUCAGGACGAACGCCGGACUGGCUCACGCCUUAUCAUCUUUGUUAUUGGAGGAAUAAGUUACUCUGAGAUGCGUGCUGCCUAUGAGGUCACUCAAGCAGUAAAAUCCUGCGAGGUCAUCAUAGGAUCGUCACACAUUUUGACCCCCACCUGUCUUCUGGAUGACAUCAAAGCUCUGAGCAAAGGCCCAAUGGAAACCUUAACGAUUGAGGAAAGGAGCAACACAUGAAAACAUCUGGCUCUCUGCAAAGUAUCUUCCUGAGCGCCUCCAUGUCCCUAAAUGUUGUCACUCAGCACACUGCACAUAACUUCCUGAAUGGAAUACUCAAGGGAAUUUUUCUUUUCUUUUUUUUGGACAAUUUAAGUUUAAGCUUGGUCACUUCAGUUGGCAGGAUUUCAUUUCACUAGCUUAAAAAUAUGGCCUGAUAAUGUGUAUAGUUUUGUAAUAAGUAUAUAGAUCAUAUUAAGACAAUUGAACUCAUCCUACUAAGCAUUUUAUGUUAAAGAAAAUGUUUAUAAUACCUAUGUUUGUUCACAGUUGCCCUUAAAGAAAGAUGCGGGUAAUAUUCAAACUGAAAAUCUUCUGAAAGCCUUUAAGAACCAAAUUAGUGUUGAGGGGGGAAAAGCACAAAACUAUUGUAUAUACUGUAUGUAUGCACUGAGUCUCUGUCAUUUUGACUUUUCCAUUCACUUCUGUUUAUAUAAACAUUUAAUGUAAUCUGAAUAGUGCUUUUAACAAAGUAAUUACACUUUUCUUGAACUGAACAGUUG
Nematolebias whitei (Rio pearlfish) is the source of this 2342-nucleotide messenger RNA. RefSeq names its product syntaxin binding protein 3 (gene stxbp3). Bases 28 to 1800 code for a protein of 590 amino acids. Gene Ontology annotation, cellular component: secretory granule; plasma membrane. Lineage: Eukaryota; Metazoa; Chordata; Actinopteri; Cyprinodontiformes; Rivulidae. Gene Ontology annotation, molecular function: syntaxin binding. Gene Ontology annotation, biological process: neurotransmitter secretion; vesicle-mediated transport; intracellular protein transport. The record is from RefSeq and is a predicted model, not a curated record. The transcript has 19 exons.